UAAUAAUGACUGUGUUAUUGGUCAUUGAAUUCAGGUGUUGUUUUUCAGGGGUUGGGCUCGGCCCCUUAGUUCCAGUGAAAGGAACUCUUAAUGCUUCAGCUUCAUACCAAGACAUUUUGGACAAUUUCAUGCUUUGUGGGAACAGUUUGGGGAUGACCCCUUCCUGUUCCAACAUAACCGCACACCAGUGGACAAAGCAAGGUCCAUAAAGACAUGGAUGAGUGAGUUUGGUGUGGAGGAACUUGACUGGCCUGCACAGAGUCCUGACCUCAACCCCAUAGAACACCUUUGGGAUGAAUUAGAGUGGAGACUGCGAGACAGACCUUCUCAUCCAACAUCAGUGCCUGACCUCACAAAUGUGCUUCUAGAGGAAUGGUCAAAAAUUCCCAUAAACCUUGUGGAAAGCCUUCCCAGAAGAGUUGAAGCUGUUAUAGCUGCAAAGGGCGGGACAACUCCAUAUUACAUUCAUGUGCAUGUUAAUACAGAUGUCCCAAAACCUUUGGCAAUAUAGUGUAUAUACAACUUUUUUGCUCUAGUAGUUGUAUUAACUUAAAAAAGAAUGCAAAAUAGAAACUCCGGAAAUACUUCCACCUUGAGCAAGGAAAAUCCAGACCAGAUAUUUAUCCCAUACCUGUGUACUUCAGCCCAGUUUGGAAAAGACACCUCGGCAAUUGUGUGCUUCAUCAUGCUGCGAUCACCCCACAGUCUUGUCAUCUUGAAAUUACUGCAAUCAAAGCUUCCGUCUGUUCUAAUAAGAUGUAAUUACCAGUCAGAAGAUGGUGUGCCAAGACUGAAACAGAACCAGCAUGGCCAAGUGCUGUUAACGCUUCAUCCACUGCCCAUGGACUGAUGCCCAUGUUGGAUCAAAAACAACUACUGCUACAUGCUGUAAGCUAGCACAUGCGUGUGGACAGAUAAAAGGAUCGUUCUUGGUCUGGUGACAGAGCUUCGUUCUGGGUCUGGGGAAAGAGUCACAUUUAUAGGUCACAAAUAAAAUGUUUUCUGUGCAAUUUUUCAGUUUCCUUCCACUUCUCCAAAACAUGCUCAUGAGUGGAUUGUCUAAUUGGCCAAACAUGUGAAGGAGUGUGUGACUGAUGCCUUGAGAUUGACAGGCAUCUCAUUCAGGUCUCCCAGUGUUCCCAGGAUAUACUCAGUGUCCACUUCCUCCUUCACCAAGACAAAGUUUAAGAUCCAUCCAACCACUUAUCCUACACCAGAUUGCAAGGAACCUGGAGCCUAUCCAAGGGUGGACACCCUAGACAAAGACCAACCCAUUGCAUGGCACAAUUACACACACUGGAUCUUAAGUUCAACACCUUAACCUCCGCCUUCAUCCUGGUGUCCUCCCAUAGUGCUGUUUCUCCUAGGAAAUUUUCUGCUGAAUGAGUCCUACGUGCUUUUACUAGCGAAUCCUGGAUACAGGUUUAUGGAAGAACUCCAUUAGGUUCUCUGAGGGUUUCCUUCAAGGAAUAGCUGGUCCUGGUUUAAAUGGUGACAUUGACAGGCAUCACAUCUGGGAUGUAUGCCAGUCUCAUGCCCAGUGUUCCUGGGAUAGACUCCUGAUACACUUCUACCUUGACCGAAGCAAAGUGCUUCCUAUAAAUCCAUCCAGCCACUUAUCCUACAAUAGGUUGAGGGGAACCUGGAGCCUAUCCCAGAGGGGCACCUUAAACAAGGGCCAACCCAUUGCAUGGCACAAUUACACAAACACCCAUUGAAUCCAACGCUUAGUCAUCCUGGUGUCCUCCUAUAGCGCUGUUUCUCGUAGGAAACUUUCUGCUGAACAUGUUCUACCUGCCUUUACUACUGAAUCCUGAAUGCAGGUUUAUGGAAGAACUCCAUUAGGUUCUGUAAAGGGUUUCCUCCAAGGAAUAGCUGGUCCUAGUUUGAAUGGUGACAUUAACAGGCAUCACAUCUGGGAUGUAUGCCAGUCUCAUGCCCAGUGUUCCUGGGAUAGACUUCUGAUACACUUCCACUCUACAUAAUUCCUGAUGGUUUCUAUUAGGAAGUUACCAGUCACACUGCUAAAAAAAAAAAAAACACACUGGUAAGUGGAUUGUCUAAUUGGUCGUACAUGUGAAGGAGCAUGAGGUAUAUUCCCAUCUCAUACCCAGUGUAUCCUGGGAUAGACUCCUGAUCCACUUCCUCCUUGACCGAGGCAAAGUGCUUCCUAUAGAUCCAUCCAGUCACUUAUCCUACAGUAGGUUGAGGGGAACUCAUACCUCAUCCCUGGAGCCUAUCCCAGAGGGGCACCUUAGAUGAGGGCCAACCCACUGCAUGGCACAAUUACACAAGCACCCAUUGGAUCUUAAGUCCAAUGCUUAGUUCCUGCUGUCCACCCAUAGUUUUGUUUCUAAUAGGAAAGGAAGGAUGUAUGCCGGUCUCAUGCCCAGUGUAGAUAGACUCCGGAACCACUUCCAAUUUGACCAAGGCAAAGUACUAAAGAUCCAUGAAGGAACACACUAGACAAGGGCCAACUCUUUGCAUAGCACAAUUACACAAACACCUAUUAUGGUCAAUUUAGAGAUGCUAGUCACUCUACAACACAUGUUUUUGGACUGGGGAAGAAACACAAGGGUGUCUGUGCAAAUUCCACACACACAGUGGCAGGAAUUGAUCCACCAACCCCAGAACAUCAAGGUAACCCUGAUAGCCACUAAACCUCCCACUUACCAAAGUGAGUGCCGCAUGCAGCCAAGAAUAUCCCAACCAGAUAUUUAUCCCACACCUGCACACUUCAGCCCAGUUUGGAAAAGGCACCUCAGUGACUGAAUUCACAGCUGCAAUUUCAUCUGUUCACAUAUUUCACACAUAAUCAUGUGUGACAUCAUGGAAACAGGUUUAUUACUCCAGUGCUCUCCUUUUCUCUAAAUACCGAUUCAAACAAUCCUCUAAUGUAGUGUAAUAUUCUGAGUGCACUUUAUUAGGGCAAUGUGUGAUGUGGAACAGAGCCAGAAAGUGUGUGUGUGUGUGAGAGAGAGAGAGAGAGAGAGAGAGAAAGAGAGAGAGAGAGAGCUAGUGUGUGUGUGUGUGUGUGUGUGUGUGUGUGCACGUGUCUCGCUCCUAUCCUCAGUUGCAGUCUCUCCUGCAGGAUGCGCUCUUCUGAGUGUGGAAAUCUGUCCGAUCUCCGUGACUCAGACUAAAUUCUAUUGCUUUAGAGAACAUGAAGGUGUCUUGAUUGGAUUCUGGUGGAUUAUUUUGGGUAAUUACUUUAACACCACCUGGAUAUCAGGGGACGGUUAUGGCCAGUUUGCACAUGAACGCGUUAUAUCUGUGGAUACUCGGCUCUUUUUGGAGAACUGUUCUGCAGGUGGAGGCAAUUCACCCGGAUUGCGCCAUCAUCUCCCAGCACAUGAAGGCUCAGGAGCUGUGCAGUCAGAUCAAGAGGAAAGAGAGCAAGAACCAGACAGAAGCACAGGGCUGCAAGACGGAAUGGGACGAGAUCCGCUGCUGGCUCAGAGCCGACGUCGGCCAGGUGGUUAACGUGUCCUGUUCGGAAGUUUUCCAGCACUUUUCCAGCAAGCAAGGUUACAUCUACAGGAACUGCACAGCAGAAGGCUGGAGUGACUUGGACCCUCCUUAUGAGAAUGCCUGUGAGUUAGGAAAUGUCACAGAGCCUGAAUCUAAGACAACCUACUUCUCAACAUUUAAGCAGGUGUACACAGCAGGGUACGCCACAUCUCUGAUAUCUCUCAUAACAGCUAUUUUAGUCUUCACUGUCUUCAGGAAGUUCCACUGUACCAGAAACUACAUACACAUCAAUCUCUUUUCCUCCUUCAUUCUCCGAGCCAGUGCCGUCUUCAUCAAAGAUGCGGUUCUUUUCUCAGACGAGUCUCUGGAUCACUGCUUCAUGUCCACAGUGGCGUGUAAAUCUGCUGUAGCUUUCUUCCAGUUCAGCAUCCUGGCUAAUUACUUCUGGUUGCUGGUGGAGGGCAUGUACCUGCAGACGCUGCUGGCUCUCACCUUCGUCUCGCAGAGGAAGUACUUCUGGUGGUACAUUCUGACUGGAUGGGGUGUACCAUCAGUGGUCCUUAUAGUUUGGGUUUUGGCCCGAAGUUUCUAUGACAACAGCGGAUGCUGGGAUGACACGGAGAACGUCAGCGUGUGGUGGAUAAUCAAAGGUCCAAUAACAGCGUCGUUGUUUGCCAACAUCAUCAUCUUCCUAAACGUGAUCCGGAUCCUGGUGGAGAAGCUCAAGUUUCCCGGAGUAGGAGGCAAUGACACCGGUCAUUUCAUGAGGUUGGCUAAAUCCACUUUGUUCUUGAUCCCUCUGUUUGGGAUGCACUACACCGUGUUCGCCUUCUUGCCAGAGAACACUGGAGAAACGGCAAGACUCUACAUCGAGCUCGGCCUCGGCUCCUUCCAGGGUUUUGUGGUUUCUCUGCUGUACUGCUUCCUUAAUGGAGAGGUGCAGGCUGAGCUAAAGAGGAUCUUGUGGAAAUGGCAGACCCAGAAUCAGCUCAGCCCUGGCAAAAAGCGCCGCAUCACCGUCACUCAGAUCAGUGUCCUGGAUAGGGCCGAACCUCAGUCGCAUUCCACUUCCACUAAAGUCACGUCCUUGUGAACGUCGGAGACGGGAAGCGGAAACGGGAAUAACGUCACGUCUUCAGAGGGACACGAGAUGCAGAGCGGAUCUCGAGGAAGCGCUAAGGAUCUGUGAGCGGAGAUUAAACCAUCGAAAUGCAGGAUGGGUUCGAACAUCCAGACGACAACCGAAAACGUGGGUGACCUACUUCUAAAAAAAGAGGCUAUUCCCAGAAGGAAUUGCUUCGAAUGCUCCAUUAGACAUAAUAGCUGUAUGCAUAAUAGCUGUGAUUAACAUUCUGAGCUCAGCAUCCAACGCUGAGGAUUCAUGAGCUCAGGCUAGAGCGCCGUUAUUCGGUUCAGAUAAACGUUCCCUUCUUCUUCUUCAUCUUCACGUUCAGGUCUGAAGCACCUCAUUACUGUGAAGCACAGAUUCCUGUUGUUGAGUCUCACUGGGGAUUAAUCUUCUAUUUGGCAACUUUCCGUACGGGCGAGUUUUCCUUACGGGAUACGACUGAAACAAACCUCAUGUGUCUCAUCAAAUAUACAUGUUGUACGUGGAAAUAUUAACCUUUAUGUUCAGACAUGAAUAAAAGAAGAAAUAAAUCUAAUGAAUAAUUGUGAGCAUGUGUCCUUUAACCUGUUAUUUAGAGUUAGCUACUGCGUAUUACUCAUUAAUUACUCGAUAAUAACAAGACGUCUCACUUAACGUAACUGUUUACAUGUUUUUGAGGCGAUUUUUUUGGAAGGAGUCUCUGUGAUGGAGGAGUUUAUGCUUCUGGUCUUGAAAAGAAAGAGAAAACAAGAGAGAUCAGCGGGAAAAGAGGCUUGAUAACAGGAUGUAGCUUGUUUCAUAGCCGAAGUAGCUGUUUCACGCGACUUUCUGUGGUAAGAGAAAUAAAACACUUCAGGAUUCAUUAACUAAGUGUUUUACUCCUUCCAUAUUGUGUGUGUGUGUGUGUGUGUCACACAAUCCCAUUCCGUCAUUGUUUCAUCGAUUUAUUGAAUAUU
Messenger RNA from Hemibagrus wyckioides, 5535 nucleotides. RefSeq names its product growth hormone releasing hormone receptor a (gene ghrhra). Gene Ontology annotation, molecular function: G protein-coupled peptide receptor activity; vasoactive intestinal polypeptide receptor activity; peptide hormone binding. Bases 3242 to 4564 code for a protein of 440 amino acids. Gene Ontology annotation, biological process: cell surface receptor signaling pathway; adenylate cyclase-modulating G protein-coupled receptor signaling pathway. The transcript is spliced from 14 exons. NCBI's taxonomy places the organism in Eukaryota, Metazoa, Chordata, Actinopteri, Siluriformes, Bagridae. The record is from RefSeq and is a predicted model, not a curated record. Gene Ontology annotation, cellular component: plasma membrane.